UUGAGCGCACAUUUAAGAAGCUUAUACAAGCAGUUGAAAGCAAAUAAAAGCAUCUAAAAAGCGAAGUGAAGAGACAUCCAAAGACAAAAAAUGACAAAAAGUGAAUCAUGUUUCCUAAAGUAUAUUAUCCCACUAACAGUUAUUCCCGUUUGACUCAUAUAGGAAGAAGGCUGGGUAGUAUGUCGAGCAUUCAGGAAGAAAGCAAGCAUGCAACCGAAGAACAUGGAGGGAUGGGAAUCGAGCUAUGUUUAUGACAGUGAAUCUGCAAGUGGUGUGAUGGAUCCGAUAAUAAUCCAUAAUAAUAAUUAUAAUCAUACAAACAGAAACAGCUUCUUCCCAAAGAAAUUGCUAUGCAAGCAAGAAAUCGAAUCUGAAGCAUUAUUGGCGGCUAACUACUCACUUAUUACUGAUACUUUCCUACAACUCCCUCAACUUGAAAGCCCCUUGUCUACUAAGCGAACCAUCUCUAUUGUCUCUCAAAACAACAACAAUAGUAGCAACUCUACUACUACCACUAUUGGGGAGAUUAAUAAUAUGAAUAAGGCGUCCAAGGUGACAGAUUGGAGAGAAUUGGACCAGUUCGUGGCUUCACAACUAAGUCAAGAUCCAAAAACACUCGACGACCACGAUCAAUCUCUUAAUCGCCAUCUUUCGAGCUUUAGCCAUACCUCUGAUUUAGAGGCAUUGUUGCUUUUGCAUGGAGGUGAUGAGAGAGAAGAGGAGGUCAUUGAUGCAGGCAAGUUGAUAAGUGGUUUCAUAAGUACUUCAAGCUCUGCUGAUAGUGAUAAUAUUGGCAUAUGCAUAUUCGACAAAUUGAAUCAGGAUAUCAACUAAUAGCAAAAUAGAAAUACUUUACAUCCAUAUCUUUUAUUUUAUGCUAUUCUAUAUGUGUGGUGGCCAGAUAAUGCACCUAAAAAUGUAUGUAUACGGAUGUAAUACGAAUUCUUAUUGUAAAAUUCACUAAUUAUGCAUACAUGAUACGUAAAUAUAUAGCAUAUAGGUUAUAUUGAUUAUUACGGAGUACUUAUAUCCGUAUAACUGUAUAAGUUAUUUCUAUCAUUUUUUCACAGUAAAAUUGAAUAGAAGGCUAGGGAGCUGGAAACUCAAAACUUCUCUCUUAGAAAAAGGAAAAGGAAAAUUGUUGGAUCGUAAAAACGGGGCCCAUGGAUUGUCUAGCGUGCUGGGCACAAAUGUGGUUUAUGUUUGGCAUGCUUGUCUUUUUCAUACGAAGAAGCUAGUACUCGGUAUAAUACAACAACCCUCUUCCCCAAAUGGGAGGCCUAAGCCAAGCAUGGACUGUAUAUAUAUAUUUUGGCCAUUAAAAGGUCCUUGCUUGCAAUUUCUAAAUAGUUAGAGCUACUAGCUAGCUAAUGUGGAGCUACAAGGUUUGUAGUUUUGAUGAAACUACAUAGCUCUACAAAACUAUGUAGUUUCACUAUACCCAAAGCCACUUUAA
This is a messenger RNA of Chenopodium quinoa (quinoa), 1456 nucleotides long. Its product is annotated as NAC domain-containing protein 37-like. The coding region runs from base 208 to 834 and encodes 208 amino acids. NCBI's taxonomy places the organism in Eukaryota, Viridiplantae, Streptophyta, Magnoliopsida, Caryophyllales, Amaranthaceae. The record is from RefSeq and is a predicted model, not a curated record. The transcript has a single exon.